Huiozyma naganishii CBS 8797 is the source of this 1140-nucleotide messenger RNA. RefSeq lists its product as uncharacterized. The coding region runs from base 1 to 1140 and encodes 379 amino acids. Gene Ontology annotation, cellular component: endoplasmic reticulum membrane. Gene Ontology annotation, biological process: intracellular calcium ion homeostasis. The transcript has a single exon. The record is from RefSeq and is a predicted model, not a curated record. Lineage: Eukaryota; Fungi; Ascomycota; Saccharomycetes; Saccharomycetales; Saccharomycetaceae. Gene Ontology annotation, molecular function: enzyme regulator activity.
AUGUCUGCUAACAUACUCUGGUUCACUGUGGUGAGCAGCUAUAUCGUUCAAACUAAAUGUUUCUCGAGGAUUUUGUCGAGACAGAAGUACAGUAGCUACAAUAACAGUGAUGGUGCAGACAAUAGUGAUGGCGUCAGCACGCCAAUUCAGAACCUCUCCGUCCAAAUGGCCAUUGUGUAUUUUGCAUCGUGGUUGCUUCUUCUGCCCAUUGCUCGUAUUUGGAAUAUCACGACGUUGAAGAGUAGCGCCCUCGAAAGUGGUGCAGAGAGCUCUUCUAGUUUGAACCUGGUGAGGAGCACGGACAACUUCUUUGACGAGACGACAAACGGGUCGAGAUGGACUCGUAUUAGGGAGAGGUUUCGCUUCUGUAGCAAGAUCCUCCUCCUGUCCAUACUCCUCGUGAUCCCCAUAAUUUCGUACACGGUAGCAUUGUCGCUCUCCCCAGCGUUUGACGUCACUUUGAUCCAAAACACGUCCACUUUUGAGAUCGUCACUCUUCUCUACGGAGUCUUCAAUAUCGCCAAGCGGAAGAACGUGUUCCGGAACUUCGUCAUUAUGAUGGUCGCUCUGAUGGGGAUUCUCAUCGUGUCGUACACUAACGCGACGUGCGACUUACUCGCGGGGAAAUUGUCCAUCAACAAGGAAACUGGGGAAGUGAACGACCCGUUCCUUUUCGAUAGACUGAAGGCAUCGUUACUCUGCGGACUGUGUUCGCUCGCAUUGGGACCCUUUGCAGUGCUUUCGCAAAAAUGGCUCACCAACCAAAGGGCGGAAACGAACAGGAAAACUCUUUUCUUCAUCACAAUCACCUGUAUCGUUCUGCUACUACCUCUACUGCCAAAGGAUUCGAAAUUUUUUGCCACCAUGGCUGAGGAUAACCUAGGCUGUUUUCUUCUGUUAGGUAUUGUCGGUGGUAUCGUCCCCAACGUCAUCUCGAUAAUAAUGCUAAACAAAUGCUCCGCCCCAGAGUUCAUCACCACAACAAAUCUAGCGAUUAUAGUGUUAAUGGGGUUAUCACAGUGGAUAUGCGAGUCUAAUGAAACAUUUAUUGUCAGAUGGGAGGUUAUUGGCUACCUCAUGUUAACAGUGAGCGGGCUGGCUUUGUUCUUCACUCUACGCCCUGUGAAGAAUAGAAACUAG